Ceraceosorus bombacis is the source of this 1266-nucleotide messenger RNA. Lineage: Eukaryota; Fungi; Basidiomycota; Exobasidiomycetes; Ceraceosorales; Ceraceosoraceae. The record is from the annotation of a GenBank genome assembly.
AUGGACGCCCUUCGUAUCGUAGGAGGCGCAGCACUUCGCGGCGUCGUCGACGUAAGUGGCGCAAAAAAUGCCAGCCUGCCUGCCAUGGCCGCCGCUUUGCUUGCCGACGGCACAAGCACGCUACGUGGCGCGCCCGAUUUGGCAGACAUACGCACCCUGGCGACACUGCUGGGCCAUCUUGGCGUUAGGACCACCCGACACGGCAACGAUCUGGCCAUGGACGGCUCGGGCCUGACUGGAACAGAGGCGCCAUACGAGUUGGUGCGCACCAUGCGGGCGACCAUAUUGGUGCUUGGCCCGCUGUUAGCUCGGUGCGGCGAGGCCAAGGUUUCGCUACCCGGCGGCUGCGCCAUUGGAGCGCGUCCAGUAGACCAGCAUUUGGUCGGACUGCGCGCUUUGGGUGCAGAGAUUGGAAUUAGCCAUGGCUACGUCAUCGCCCGUGCGGCCAAAGGUCUUGUGGGUGCGGAUGUCACCUUCGACAUGCAGACAGUGACAGGCACCGAGAACAUCAUGCUGGCCGCAGCUUUGGCCAAAGGCACCACCCGCCUGCACAACGCCGCAUGCGAGCCAGAGGUGGUCGACCUUGCAGAGUUGCUCGCAAAAAUGGGCGUGCCCGUGCACGGAGCUGGCACCGAUUGCAUCACCAUCGAGGGACAAAAAACAGUCUCGCCCUACGAUCACCACGUAGUCGCAGACCGCAUCGAGUGCGGCACCCUGCUCAUAGCAGGCGCGCUCGCAGGCUACCCUCUUACUGUGCGAGGUGGCAACAUCGCCCAUCAAGAGUCGCUUUUGCAUAAGCUGCGCACCAUGGGCUGCUCUAUCGCUGUUGACGCGCCACAAAAAAGCAUCACCAUCGCCAAGCCACAGGUAGUUGGGCCAGUGGAGGUGCAGACAGCGCCCUAUCCAGGAUUUCCAACAGACAUGCAGGCGCAGCUAAUGGUGCCGAUGGCACUGGCCAGCGGCACAAGCGUCUUCACCGAGACCAUCUUUGAAAAUCGAUUCAUGCAUGUUGAUGAGCUGAACCGUAUGGGCGCCAACAUUCGCGUCGACGGCAGGACUGCAGUCGUCCAUGGCGUCAAAGCACUUUCGGGCACAACUGUGAUGGCAACAGACUUGCGUGCCAGUGCCUGCCUCGUCUUGGCUGGCCUGGUCGCCGAGGGCGAGACCACGGUCCGCAGAGUCUACCAUUUAGACCGCGGCUACGAAGGUCUUGAAAAGAAGCUCGCUAAAGUUGGCGCGACCAUCCGACGUUUUGUUGAGAUCUAA